Messenger RNA from Glycine soja, 2048 nucleotides. RefSeq names its product very-long-chain aldehyde decarbonylase CER1-like. Gene Ontology annotation, molecular function: oxidoreductase activity; iron ion binding. Lineage: Eukaryota; Viridiplantae; Streptophyta; Magnoliopsida; Fabales; Fabaceae. Gene Ontology annotation, biological process: lipid biosynthetic process. Bases 121 to 1929 code for a protein of 602 amino acids. The transcript has 9 exons. The record is from RefSeq and is a predicted model, not a curated record.
AUAGGAUGAUAUCUAUAUAAAUGAAGUCACUGCCCGGUUGGGUUCAAAGCAUGAACUUGUGAUCGCUACAAAUUAAGAAGACUUUUAAUUCUUCAAAAAAAGUAUAGAGAUAGUGCAAGCAUGGCUUCAAAGCCUGGAAUCCUCACUGAUUGGCCCUGGAAGCCUCUUGGCAGCUUUAAGUAUGUGAUACUAGCUCCUUCGGUCGUUCACAGCUUGUAUUCUAUGUUGGCGAAAGAUAAGAGUGAAAGGGACAUAACCAACUUUCUCAUAUUACCAUUUUUGCUCUGGCGUAUGCUUCAUAACCAAAUAUGGAUUACUCUCUCUCGUCACCGAACCGCAAAAGGCAACGGUAGAAUUGUUGACAAGGGAAUUGAAUUUGAUCAAGUUGAUAGAGAAAGAAAUUGGGAUGACCAAAUAUUGUUGACUGGAUUAACAUAUUACUUGUCAAACUAUAUAUUUGCUGGGGCAUCACGUAUUCCAUUAUGGAGAACAGAUGCAGCAGUUGUGACAAUACUUCUUCAUAUGGGACCGGUGGAGUUUCUUUAUUACUGGUUACACAGAGCACUUCAUCACCACUUCCUCUACUCUCGUUACCAUUCUCACCAUCAUUCUUCCAUUGUCACAGAACCCAUUACUUCUGUCAUCCAUCCAUUUGCUGAGCACAUAUCAUAUUUAUUUCUUUUCGCAACUCCCUUGUUAACCCUUGUCUUCACAAAAACAGCCUCUAUGAUGGCCGUGUUUGGAUAUGUGACUUACAUUGAUUUUAUGAACAACAUGGGUCAUUGCAACUUUGAGAUUGUUCCAAUGUGGCUCUUUAAUAUCUUCCCGUGUCUUAAGUAUCUGAUGUACACCCCAUCGUUUCACUCUUUGCACCACACCCAAUUUAAGACAAAUUACUCUUUGUUUAUGCCAUUUUAUGACUACAUUUAUGACACCUUAGACAAGGCUUCAGAUCAAUUACAUGAUUCAGCAUCAAAACGAGAGGAAGAAAUUCCAGAUGUUGUGCACCUAACACACCUUACAACGCCUGAAUCUAUUUAUCAUCUUAGGCUUGGAUUUGCUUAUCUAGCCUGCAAGCCUUGUACAUCAAAAUGGUACCUUUGUUUGAUGUGGCCAAUGACAGCUUGGUCCAUGAUCCUCACAUUAGCCUAUGGUCGUACAUUCAUUGUGGAGGGAAAUCAUUUUGACAAACUUAAGCUGCAAAGUUGGGCAAUACCUAAGUACAGUCAACAAUACUUUAUUAGAUCACAAAAAAUGCCCAUCAACAAAAUGAUUGAGGAAGCAAUAUUGGACGCAGACAAAAAAGGCAUAAAAGUGUUGAGUCUAGGUCUUUUGAAUCAAGGAGAAGAUCUUAACAGUUAUGGAGGGUUUUAUGUUAGUAAGCAUCCAAACCUAAAAGUUAAGGUUAUAGAUGGCAGUAGUCUUGCAACUGCUAUUGUUCUUAAUAGCAUUCCUAAUGGAACAACUCAAGUAUUACUUAGGGGAAAACUCACCAAGGUUGCUUAUACUAUUGCAUUCACAUUGUGUCAACAAGGUGUUCAGGUUGCUACAAUGCAUAAGGAUGAUUAUGUGAAACUCAAAAACUCGUUCAGUAGCUUUGGAAAAAAUUUGAUCAUUGAAAAAAGCUACACCCAGAAGACUUGGUUGGUAGGAGAAGGAUUAACUGAAGAGGAACAACUAAAGGCACCCAAAGGAACAUUAUUUAUUACUUACUCGCAAUUCCCACCAAUUAAAUACCGUAAGGACUGCUCCUACCACUUCACCCCAGCAAUGCUAGUUCCCAGUUCUAUUCAAAAUGUCCAUUCUUGUGAGAAUUGGCUGCCAAGGAAGGUAAUGAGUGCAUGGCGCAUAGCUGGGAUAGUGCACUGUUUAGAAGGAUGGAGUGAACAUGAGUGCAACUACACAAUGCAUAACAUAGACAAAGUUUGACGUUCAACUCUUCAACAUGGGUUCCAACCUCUUAGUGUGCCAAUUAAUAAGGAGUUAGCUCAUUAUUAAUGAGUAGUGGGAAAAUUAAAUAAAUAAUUAAUGUCACUACUAAAAAAAUG